CGAUUUCCCGCGACAGUUUACUGUUGGUUUUCAUCCUUGGCAAUCGUAUUUGCUGUCGCCAGCCGUUUCUGAUGUACCGCAAGAUUCGCCCUUAUAAGUGAGAGCUUCUAUUUCGUUUAUUAAUAUUUCGUAUGCUCUCGUGCGUCCGGCAAUCCUUUCCUAUUUUACGGUAACAUAUAAUAUAUUUCCGUCCGUCGACCGUGUGCUUGCGGGUUAUCUUUGUUAGUUCCUGCUUUCGUAAACGGAGAAACACUUGCUAUAUAUCGGAAUCAUCGGGUGUGGAGCAUGUAAUGCAUUUUAGUUCCAUCGAUCGACUACUUCUCGUUUAUGGUAUCGUCUACGUUCACUUGGAUGGUACUGGAGCAAAAAGAAAAUCAUAAUACAGAUGGAAUCAGAAAUAAAAGUAUUUCCUACAUCUGCAACGAUCGUCUUAACGAUAAAGUCUAUUUUAAUACUGGUAUGCCUCCUGCAAACGGGAAUUUGAAUGAGCAGUGUCAACGACAACCAUUGUUAGGUUUAUGUAAAGAAGGAGCCUCUUGUGUAAAAAAUAAUGGUGCUGAUUGGAAAUCCAUAAAUGGAAGUAGUGGUGUACAUUCCGAUUCCUUGGAUAACCACCAAAGAUCUAAAACAUGCUGUACACACAAUGAUAUAGUUGAAGAUAAACAAAGACCAGAUAGUGGAAUUAUGGCUACUGAAGAUGAUGAACAGUUUAGCCAAACAUAUCCAAAUAGCAAUGCUCAUGGAACACCAGUUUAUAUUGAUAUGAGUCCAAGUUGUAUUAAUAUAUCACCAAUAAAAAACAAAAUAAAAUAUCCUCAAGAAAAAUUCAAAACAUUUAUUGCAUUCAUUUUAUUACUUAUAAAUCUACUAAUUAAUACAACAUCAUUAGCUAUGGUUCACGAAAGAGUUCCUGAUCGUACAUAUUAUAAACCUUUACCAGAUACUUUUUUGGAUAUUAUACCUGCUAGUGACUGGGCAUUAGAUGUAUCAGAAAUAUUAAUCAUGAUAAGCACAAACUUAUCGUUUAUAGUUAUUGCAUGUCAUAAAUAUAGGUUUAUUGUCGUACGUCGAUUAUUGUUUAUGUUAUCUCUCUUGUAUUUACUACGGUCAGUAACAAUGUUUGUGACUGUUUUACCUGUGGCUAGUACAACAUACUACUGUUCACCCAAAACUAAUGAAACAAGUCCAAUGCUAAUUGCUAAACGUGUAUUUCAGUUAAUUUCAGGGUUUGGUUUAUCAAUUAAUGGAAAACAUACAUUCUGUGGUGAUUAUAUGUAUAGUGGUCACACUACCAUACUAGUAAUGAGUUAUUUGAUGAUAUCUGAAUAUUCCCCCAAAAAAUGGUUUAUUCUACAUUGGUCUUCUUGGUUAAUGGCAGUCAUUGGUGUUGUAAUGGUCCUUAUUGCUCAUGGACAUUACACAAUUGAUGUAAUCAUAGCUUAUUUUUUUACCACACGUCUUUUUUGGAUGUACCAUACAUUAGCUAAUAAUAAUAUAUUCAAGCAAUCUAGCACUUAUAACUACUUGUCACGAGCUUGGUGGUUCCGGAUUUUUUGUUAUUUUGAAGAAAAUAUAGAUGGUCCUCUACCUAGGCAAUAUGACUGGCCUUUACCAUGGCCUAAAUGCUUUGCAAUUUCUAAUUACCAAAACCAAAAUAGUUAGCCCAUGAUGUAAAUCAUGUCCAUUGUCAACGUUCCUCAGCUACUAUGAAAAUUGAUUUAUACCUUACUCGAUUAACAUUUCCGCAUUUUAAACUAUAAUAUCUUAUUUUUAUAAAUUAUAAAACUCCAAAAUUUCUAUGUAUAAUUUGAUUUAUAAUAGCUAUAAUGAUUUAAUCAUAUAGUAACUAUUAUGAAAUUAUAAAGCUGUAAGAUAAAAAUUUUUAAUUCUAAAAUCUAUUACUAUUAUUUUACAGACUAAUUGUUAUUUUUAAGAAAUAGUAUAACCAAAAUUGUUAAUUAUUUAAACAAAAUCUCAUACUUAAAUGUAUAUUGGUAAGUUCUUUUUUUAUACUUAUUUGUUUGGUAAAACUUUACAUAAUUUUACUACAAUUAAUUAUUAGACUACUUGGUUUUUAUCUGUUAUAUUAAUUUUUUGUUUUUAUUACUUUGCCUAUAAUGGUAUUUGUUUUAUUUAUUAUUUUUUAUGAAAUUAUAACAUGAUUUGUUAUAGUGUGUUUAUGUAUAUAUUUAUUAUUUAUAAAAUGACUUGUUAUUAACUUAAUUCUUAAUUAAUAUCUUCUAGUCUUAAUGUUAAAUUUUAUUAGGUUAUUUUGCAUUUAAAUGAUAUUAUGUGACAUUUACUACUCAAAGCUCAAGAUCUUAUCAUAACCUUAAAAUUAGUAAAUUUAUUUAUUUUAACUAAUUUUUUUUCAAGCCAUAUUACUUAAGCUAUCAGCCAACUGUUAUUCAAAAAAUGAUAAAUUUCUAAUAAAUUCAUUUUUUCUAAAUUAAAGCUAAAUUUUUUUUAAAUAUAACUUUUAUUUUUUGUAUUUUCAAUGAAAUAAAUGAAAAUUAAACAUUAUCCAUUAAUCUCUUCUAGUUUUCAUUUAUAUCCGUCCUUAAUAUUUAAAAUGUAACUACGAUAGAUAAAUAAAAAUUUUAAUACAUUUUCAUUCUUAAAAUAACACAUACAUUCCUAAACUAUCAAACUAUUAAGUUUCUAAUGUAGAAACACUUUAGAAUAAAUAUUUUACAUUCCGCAUUAUCUAAUUUUUAGAAUUAUUUUAGAAAAUAAUAUUUGUAGUUAUGUACAGAGUUUAUAUUUCACUUAAUAUUUUUUUAAGUACAGUUUAAUGUCAUAUUAUAUUAUUAAGCAAAAUAAAUGUUAAUCUAUAGAAAUAUUGCCUUAUUGUUUAUCUUUGUAAGUGUAUGAUGUUAUGAAGAAUCACAUUGCCUAGUUGUGUAAAAGUUGUUACCUAUCUAGAUAAAUUAUUUUUGAAAAAUUCUAAUGGAGUUAUGAGGAAAAUUAAUAUUUGUAUUGCAAGAUUGUUUAAUGUAUGUUUCUGUGAUCUGAGUAUAAACAAUUAUUAGUUUCUUAUUAUUGUUGAUUGUAAAGAAUUUUUGAAUUUUGGUUUCUAUCAGUAUUUUUAAUUUAAAUAAAAUUAUGUUUGUAGUGUU
Molecule: messenger RNA, 3119 nt
Organism: Daktulosphaira vitifoliae (grape phylloxera)
Lineage: Eukaryota; Metazoa; Arthropoda; Insecta; Hemiptera; Phylloxeridae
Product: phosphatidylcholine:ceramide cholinephosphotransferase 2-like
Exons: 7
Coding region: 328-1662 (444 amino acids)
Biological process (GO): sphingomyelin biosynthetic process; ceramide biosynthetic process
Cellular component (GO): endoplasmic reticulum membrane; Golgi membrane
Molecular function (GO): ceramide cholinephosphotransferase activity; sphingomyelin synthase activity
Source: RefSeq, a predicted model, not a curated record